This is a messenger RNA of Olea europaea var. sylvestris, 489 nucleotides long. RefSeq lists its product as uncharacterized. The coding region runs from base 1 to 489 and encodes 162 amino acids. The record is from RefSeq and is a predicted model, not a curated record. NCBI's taxonomy places the organism in Eukaryota, Viridiplantae, Streptophyta, Magnoliopsida, Lamiales, Oleaceae. The transcript has a single exon.
AUGGUUGGAGAAUUAAGUUACUUGCUUGGCCUUCAAGUGAAGCAAACUAACUAUGAGCUGUUUAUUUGUCAAUCUAAGUAUGCCAAAGACCUAGUUAAGCGAUUUGAACUGAACAGUAAAAAACACACAAAGAUACCUAUAAGCACGAGUGCUAAGUUAGGUUAUGAUCCAACAGGCAGAAGUGUUGAUCAGACAGUGUAUAAGAGUAUGAUUGGUAGUUUACUCUAUCUUACAGCCAGUAGACCUAAUAUAGCCUUCAAUGUUGGAGAGUGUACGCGAUUUCAGGCAGAUCCUAAGGAAUCCCAUUUAAGUGCUGUGAAAGGUUCUAUUAGGUAUAUCAAUAGGACAGCAAAUCAUGGGAUCAUAUAUUCCAGAGAGUCAAAUCUUGAUCUCGUUAGCCAUUCUGACACAGAUUGGGCUGGAAAUGCCGAUGAUAGGAAGAGUACCUCGGGUGGAUGCUUCUAUGUUGGUUCCAAUCUUGUGUCAUAG